GCCUGUGUCAUGGCUGAUCCCCCUGUACCGCCGACGGAUAUAUCUUCUGUGCAGCCCGCGGGUGGUGCUUCUGUACGAGUUAUCGUCCUGAUCAACCUCGUCGAUUCGUAGAGUUUCGACACUCCGACUUGGAAGUCUUCGGCUUCCGUACAUUCGUUCCCCAUACUUUCGCUAUAUCGCGACUAAUAUGCGUUCCUCAAUCCUAAUUGGCCUUGCGGCUGGCUUUGCCAGCCAGGCCUAUGCUGCAUGCAGCUCCGCUUUGAAGAUCGAUGACUUCUCCAAAUACUCCACCAACACCAACAGUCUGAACUCGUGGACUAGCGACGAUGGUUCCAUGACAUCAAUUUCCGCCGCCAGCGGUGUACUUUCGUUCAAACCCAAGUCCGGCUCGUACUUCUACGAGACGUUCGAGUGCCAGGCCGCUACUAGCAACAACUACAACUCCAUUCAGUUCACCAUUAAAGGCGUUUCUGGGGGUUCUGGUACCUUGGAGAUCCAGACUAAGUCGGCCUGCUCGGCCUCUGCAUACACCUCGUACUAUACAUCGUUCACCGGCUUGACUGGUAACUCUCAGACCGUCACCAUCCCUCUGAGCCAGUUCGCAGGUGCCAACGGUAAUGCAAUCACCGGCUUUGUCUGGUCCGGAUUCUCUUCGACCACUGCCACUUGGCAGUUGAGCAACAUCCAGCUCGGCUGCGGCGGCGCCACUGGGGGUUCCGGUUCCACCACUGCUGUCAGCUCUACCGUCCGUCCCAGUACUGCUUCCACUGUUUCGGCCAGCCGCACCACCCUUGCGACCUCCGCUGCUCCCACCGGAACCUGCGCUGCAACCCUCAUCGAUGACUGGACAUCGCAGUCACGUCUCACCUUCAUGUUCUACAAUGCUAUGAACUUGGCCUCUUCCUCUGAUGGCACCAUGACUUCCCUCACCGUUGGCAAGCCCUCCAAGAACCGCGUCGAGAUCGUUUCCAAGGAUACCAGCUCGUACUUCUACUCCCAAUUUGGCUGCUUCAACGCCAAGUCCAAGGGCCACACUGGCAUCUCCCUCCGCAUCAAGGCACCUGCAGGAACCACACUUUCCAUCGAACUUGACUCCUCGAGCAGCUGCGACCCGACCGCUGCGCAGGCUUUUACACAAACGUCGACUGAGCUUGGUUGGACCUUUGACGGCACAGAGAAGUUGUACACCAUUCCGUUCGCCAAGUACAAUGGACUCGACACCACAAAGCUUACCACCAUCCUUUUCUCUGCCAUCACCAAGACUGUUUCUUUCGGUCCCAUGGCUUUCUACUGCGGUAACACUGGCGAGUACAUCGUCACCACCACCGAGCCUAACUCCGCCCCUACUGCUACCGUCGCUGCUCCCUCUGGCACUGCCGCUGCGUAUGUCAUUGACAGGUUCGCGAGUGCUGCCAGCAAUGCGCAGGGUUUCUGGCACGGAGGUGAUGAUGGCAUGACCUUGACUUACAGUGGCGGACUGACAAUCAAGUCUACUGACGCUGACUACUCUUUCUACACUCAGGUCUCUGGAUCCUGCAGCGACUUCAGCAAAUACAAGGGCUCUUACCUCCACAUUGCGUACACUGGUAGCACCAAGUUCACGGUCGCCUUCCAGCAGCACAACAGUGCGUGCAACUCCGAGAUCGCCCCGUACCCCGCCACCUGGGACUCCGUCGAGGCCUCGCGUUAUGCUAAGAACGGUCACAUUUACAUCCCCAUCAGCCACUUCAACAUCGAUCUGACGAAGGCGAUCGGAUUUGCGCUCAAGGGUUUCUACAGCCAGGACACCGUCAAACUGACUGUUAUGGAGAUCGUUCCUUCCGUUCCUGCUGGCACCACCAUUCCCAACGAUGAGGAGUCUGGCGACCUUGUCUUUGCUUGCAAGCGCCCCAACUCUUUUGCUUUCGCUAUCGACGAUGGUAUCCCAGAUCUCGCUCAAGAAGUCCUCAAGAUCAUCCGCGAGGAGAACAUCAAAGUCACCUUCUUCACAGUUGGCGCUCCCCUUCUCGACCAGACCACGAACCUGACAAACGUCUACAAGGAGAUGCAGGCAGCUGGCCACCAGCUCGCGCUUCACUCCUUCACCCACCCAAAGAUGGAGGGUCUUCCUGAUUACGGCUCCAUCGACUGGGAGUACAACGAGGACAUCAAGGCUAUGAAGAGCCAGUUCAACCUUGACACCUCCUACUUCCGCCCUCCCUUCGGCAACGAGGGUGCUCGUAUGCGUUCGCGUCUCGCAAAGGCUGUCGGCCGCAAGCCUACUAUCACCAACUGGUCCGUCGAUGUUGAGGACUGGUUGUGGGCUGAGACCGAUACCCCUGAGCAGCAGAUGACCGCUUUCCAGCGUGACGUCAACAAGGGCGGCAACUUGGUCGUUCUCCAUUACCUCUACCCCUCGACUGUUAGCUAUCUGAGGCAGUUUAUUCAGAUCGCUAAGGCUACUGGCAAGCAGCUGAUGCGUGUCGACCAGUGCAUGAUGGACCCCAACGCUCCUCCUCUAUAAAUUAGCCAACUGAAUUGUUCUGGCUGUUGGAGAUGAGAAAGGUGUGGUGGUGAGAAGGCAUUCCAAGAAAUCUUUGUUAGCGAGAAUAGUUGCUAGGAUUUCUUAAUCAUAAUGUGUGUCAAUGAACAAGCUACUCAACGAACGUCCUCAACUACCAUUGACUAGGGUGA
Molecule: messenger RNA, 2673 nt
Organism: Boeremia exigua
Lineage: Eukaryota; Fungi; Ascomycota; Dothideomycetes; Pleosporales; Didymellaceae
Product: glycosyl hydrolase
Exons: 2
Coding region: 188-2503 (771 amino acids)
Biological process (GO): carbohydrate metabolic process
Molecular function (GO): hydrolase activity, acting on carbon-nitrogen (but not peptide) bonds
Source: RefSeq, a predicted model, not a curated record